CCUGAGAAAAGAAACGCUCCCCACUCCAGCGCUCCCUGCGGCCACGGGCAUUAUCGGUCACUCACCGAUGGAAUCGUGCGCUCCACCCUUCCACCGGGCCCUGCACACCGUACGCGUUAAAGCAAAUGAAAACCCUUCCAAAGGGGCAAGAAGCACACAAACAUAAAAGAAGAAGAAGAAGAAGAAGAAGCAAAAAACGGCAACCGGGAGAAGCAGGCAGUACGGCAGUAUAAUAUUGCGAUCGGAUCGCUUUGUUUCGCCCUGCCUGUGGCCCACACACACAAGUGGAUUAUCACCGCAGAACUCUCGAAACACGAUCAUUCACCGCAAUCGUCCGCGCCCUGUUACCCGAUCGUUCCUGCGUGCUCCCUUAGUUCAAUCCCAUCGUUUCGUUCCCUUCUGCUCUCUCUCUCUCUCUCUCUCUCUCUCUCUUUAACGCUCUCUCGCUCUAACUCACUCUUUCUCCCUUGCGCUCACAGUUGCACAGCGCCGCGGCACUCACGCAAGGAAAAAUAGGGUUCAUCCGAGCAAAGGUUCAUUCGCAGCUACCCUUCGCCCGUGUUGUAAAAACGGACCCCGUGUGCCGUCGCGCUCACUCGCACGCUCCGUCUCGCUCGCGCCACCGCACCCUGCGCACGGGAUGCUGCAAGGGGAAGUAAAAAGCCGCGCGGACCAGGGGACACUCACAAGCCCGAACGCACAUCGAAACGGCAAGCGCAGGCAGCAGCAGCAGCGCCGGAACGCGUUGCAUACGAUUGUUAGUCUAGCAGAAGAGUUCGUAGUGUAAACAUGUGCCAGCCGGCGUCGACGCUUCCCGACGACGACUGAGAAUAUCCUACCCUCCCUCCCGCCCAGCAACAACAACAACAAAAGAAAAAGACGAACGACGACAACGAAAAACGGUGACGACGAGUGAGUUCGCGAGGUGAUAUGGCAAGUGCGUCCUUGUAGCGGAAGCAAAAAGGCGAGUUUGUGUGUUUGUGCGUGCGUGCGUGCGUGUGUUGUGUGAUAGAACAAUUGGGCAAAUUUCACGUGUUUGCCCCGCGCUCUCCCCCCCCCCCCCCCAUCUUUCCCGCAUCUAUGUGCGCCGUGCGGUGUUGGUGUGUAACGCGUGCUGGUGGCGCGGUGCAACGGGUGCAGGGGUCGCCGGUCAAAGCGGGUUAAACGCGCGAUUGCCCCCCGUUUCACGGCCAACCUGCCCGUCCCCUGCGGGAUGUGUGGCGGCCGGCAGCCGAGGGCGAGUGUGGUGCGCGGCGUACGCACACCUUCCUUCCCUCCACUGGUGGCCACGGGCCGCAGCAGCACACCGACGAACCGACUCUUCUUCUAUCAACGGGCCGGGUGAGUGAGCUACAAUCAAACAGAGAGAGAGAGAGAGCGAGAGAGCGCGCGAGAGAGAGAAAACAAACACCAAAAAGAAAACGAGGCCCAACCCAUCAAAAAAAAAAGAAGAAGAAGCAUAAAAAACAGCCACCAAUUGUGCAGUUCUGUGUGCAGCGAAAAGGAAGUGUUAGUGUGCGGAAGCAAAAGAAAAGAAGAAAAGAAAAAAGUGCACAACAGUGUGUGGUGGGUGCAUCAAUCAGGCGAGCAAGGAGCGUCGGCCCGAGCGAGAAUCGAGCAUAACAUCUGCAACAGCAAAAGAAGAAGAAAAAAACCCGCCCAGUUCCCUUCAAAUCCCAAUCAAUGGUGUCCUGCAGCGUUGCUGUGUCGACGUACUACAACGCGGAAGGAAGUAUCAUGCCAUCUUCGACCAAGUUUUCCCUGCAAUUUCCUUCCUUGCCAUCCGGACUACCGAAGGACAGUGAAAACGAUGCACUAGCGGACAGCGAUUGCUGCGUUCAGUGCCCUCAGUGCCACCAGACGGUUCAGGGAAUCGAGGCACUGAAAGAACACAUUCAGCUUAAUCACAGCGGCUGCCCGAACGGCCGGAGGGCAAAGUUCCCGACCGAUACUAGCGCACCGGACGACGACGACGAAGACGACGUAGAGGACGAGGACGACGAGCGCAUGGCGGAGGAGGACGAACAUCACGUCGAUCCGGAGGCCGUGUCGCCCCUGCCGGCCCCGCUCGAUUCGCUCGCGGCCAGCGCGGUGGCGGGCGCACGGGCCACCGGCGAUCUGGUCGGCAGCCGGCUCCAGGCCAAGUGUGGCAGCCUGCUGCAGCUCCAGCAGCAGAAGCACCAGCUGGCCCAGCUAGUCGACGACCGGGAGGACGAGGAGGAGGAGCUAGAGGUGGCCCAGGGAGGCAGCUCGCCGCGGGAUCUGCUGAUGGCGGGGCUGGCCCCGCAAACCGUACCGGCGGCCGACCGGUCAUACGGGCCGCGAUCGAUGGUGAUCAGCCCGGCGCAGGACGGCAGCAGCAACUCGAGCAGCGGGCCGAGCCUGCCGACCGGUGGCACCACCGCGAAGGAGGGCGGUGCCGAGCUGGCCGUGUACGAGUGUGCCCAGUGUCCGACCACGUUCGCCAGUCGGGAUCAGCUGGAGCGGCACGAGAUGCAUCACGCACCGUCGGCCGAUGCGAGCUGCAAGGUGUGCAACAAACCGUUCGCCAACGUGUACAGACUGCAGCGCCACAUGAUCUCCCACGACGAAUCGUCGCAGCGGCGGAAAUUCAAAUGCAACGAAUGUGAUAAAGCGUUCAAAUUCAAGCACCAUCUGAAGGAGCACAAGCGCAUCCACUCCGGCGAGAAGCCGUUCGUCUGCCCGAACUGCGGCAAGCGCUUCUCGCACUCCGGUUCCUACUCGAGCCACAUGACCUCGAAAAAGUGCAUCAAUAUGGGCAUCAGGCUCAACCACAACAACAACAACAACAACAACAACAGUAGCAGCCACAACAACAAUAACAACAACAGCACCAGCCACAAUAACAACAGCUCCAACAACAGCGGUAGCGGCAGUGACAGUAACCACCGAUCGCCCCAGUACCCGUUCCACGGUGGCAACGGGUUCACCGGCAUCCCGAACGGGCAUCCCGGUGCGAUAGGCGCUGGUGGGCUUGGCCGUUCGCCGAUCGGUCUGCGACCGCAGGCGGCCCUCCAUCGCGAUCUGGACAUUGCCGGACGACUCCGCCUAGUGACGUCACCGUCGCCCACCUCCUCCUGUUCCUCCGCGACCAAGCACGAGCUGGACGCGAUCGGUCCGCAGCCAGGCGGUGUGGACCCGCUGCUGCUCACCAAGAUACAGCAGGCGUCCUGGCUCGCCGUCGCCAUGCACAACAUGCAGGCCAUGUGGGAUCCGAACGUGCUGCGCCUGUUUGACCAAUUCCAGCAGCAGCCACAGUCGACGUCGUCGUCUACUGACAGUGAAACGCACGAGCCUAUGGAGGAUGGCCUGCACCAGCAGCAGCACCAGCAGCAGCACCAGCAGGGACCGCCACAGCCACCACCACCGCCGCCAGCCACAACCUCGCUGCUUGGCGACGAGGAUGAGCAGCGGCCGGAAUCGGCCCGGCGGCCUGUUUCGUCGAUCGAUGUCGUCACGAUGCCGGAAGGUGUCGCCCAACAGAACCCGUCCGAACGCAUGGAGAUCGACGAAGAGGAGGAGGAGCACGAGGAGGACGAAAGCUGCGCGGAGGAGAAGGUUGAGGUCGUGAUGGGCUCGAGCACAGCCGGUAGUCGGCAGUCUCCGGCCGCCUUUCACGAGGAUGCACUCCAGAAAAUCACCGACAAUGGCUCCGCUGUAGAGGAGCAGAAUGGGGAGGAGUCGUCGCACCAACCACAAAAGAGCGAAUAUCCCGAGGAGCAGCAAUCUGCUGAGAGCAAGCUGAUUUUGCCACUGCUUCCCAAGCAGGAACCACUAGACGAACCAGCGAUGGAGUCUACCAACUCGAUGGAGUCGCAGCAGCACCAGCAGCAGCAACAGCAGCAGCAACAGCAGACACAAGAACAGCUGACGUCAUCUGUCAGCCAUGACACGCUGUCCGUCGUGAAAGAUGAACCGUCCGAGGAGACUGCCAUCGACCCAUCGCUGGAGCUGUCCGACGAGCCCAAACUGAACGAGCGAGACAUGGAACGGGCGCACUACUCGUCGCCCUCGGCCGCAUCCUCCCUCUCGCCCUCGGUGUCCACUGCCCUGCUGCACUGCAUCUACUGCAGCGAGGAGUUUGCGACCGAGCCGGAGAUGCUGCAGCACGCGCGGAUGUUCUGCAAGCGCUCCCUGUUACUCAACCCGUUCAUGAGCGCGUCGGGUGCGCUGGCACAAACGGGCAACGGUGUGCCACCGGGUACGAUCGCCGGAGGCGGCGGCAUCAGCAGCAGUAGCAGUGGCAACAGCAGCAACAGCAGCUGCAGCGACGACGACACCGACUACGAUACGGUCGCACUCAAGGGCGACUGCGGCGGUGCGUACGGACUGCACGGUGGCAUGGCCGGCGGUGCACUCGGUGUCGGAGGAGCGCACGGUGGACCGGGUGGCAGUGGCAAGGUGCGCGUCCGCACCUCCAUCUCAGAAGAGCAGCAGAACGAGCUGAAAAAGUACUACGCCCGCAACAGCAAGCCGAGCCGGGACGAGUUCCAGGCGAUCGCCCAGCACGUCAAGAUGGAGGCGCGCGUUGUGCAGGUGUGGUUCCAGAACAACCGAUCCCGGGAGCGCAAGAUGGGCGUAACCGGUGGCAGUGGUGGUGUCGGUGUCGGUCGCCAGUAUGCAGCUGGUGGUGGUCAGGCCGGCGGCCAGACGGUCGCCCCGGCAGGGACGCCGAACUCGCCGCUGCACGCCGACCGCGCACCGUCGGUCGUAACCGGGCAGGACGCAACCGGCGACCAGCCGCUCGACCUAUCCGUCAAGAAGGGGCUGCUCACGGUCGGUGAGGCGCUGCUGAGUGCCGCCACCAACUCGCAGGCCGCCGCCACGGCGCUAGCCGCCGGCUCGCUUCCGGCCGUGCUGCUCCAGGCCGACACCAUGUCCGCGCUGAACGAAGCGAUCAACCUCAGCAUCAAGGCGUCCUGUUCACCGACCGCCUACUUCUACCACGACAUACACCCGAUCCACGGCGUUACGGCCGGACCGCAGGCGCACGCCAUGCUUGGCCUCGGGACCGGGCUGCCGCGGGACACACCCUCGCCCCAGGACGGUCGGGGUCAGCACACGGCAGCGCCGUCGCUGCCGUCCCAGCCGUCGCCGCACGCGUACGGCAAGUAUCCGCCGAUGCACGGGCUCCAUCCGCCGCACCAUCCCGCCAGCCUGGCCGGCAUGGACCAGCUGUUCCGGAAGUUCUCGCCGAAGCUAUCAGCCGCGGUGUCGACCGCGGCCACCACCGGUACCAUGGUUGGCCGGGCCAGCCUUAGCCCGGGCGCGCUCGACAUGAUGCCGGACGAGACCGGCGCGAGCUACUACGGCGCCUUCCCGGACAAGAAGCACCUGCUGCAGUCGAUGCUGAACGUGCCCAAGCGGAUGGGCGCCGGGUACGGGCUCGGUGGAGGUGCUGGCAAUGGGGCAGCGACCGGUGCCGGCGGCAAGGAUGCCGGUUCGCUGGCCCACCCUGCCCCGGAUGCCGAAGGACAGUACGUCUGUGAUCAGUGCGACAAGACGUUCAGCAAGCAUAGCUCCCUGCAGCGACACAAGUACGAACACUCAGGUCAACGUCCUUACAAGUGCAUGGAAUGUCCGAAGGCGUUCAAGCACAAGCACCAUCUGACCGAGCACAAGCGGCUGCACAGUGGGGAGAAGCCGUUCCAGUGCUGCAAGUGUCUGAAGCGCUUCUCGCACUCCGGCUCCUACAGCCAGCACAUGAACCAUCGCUACUCCUACUGCAAGCCCUACAGGGAGGGCAAAUAAGGCAACGGCCUGGGGCGGGAUGUUCCGUCCCCCGGGGCCGGCCACGCCGCUCCAUACGAUCGCGACCCUGCUACCGCCCUGCCCGCCGGCGCCCCACCGCCCACCCAGCGACUGCGGCGCGGACGUGGUGGCCGACUUGCCCUGGCAGCGGUUGCCCACGGCUACGCACGGUCCCGCGCAGCUGAGCAGAAGCAACAACCGUACGCUGGACCACCACCACCAACACCAACACAACCAUUGCCACCUGUUACACUACCAGGUGUAGUGCAGACGUCACCGCAUCUAGCUGUCAACGAGAUGGCGGCCGCCAGUAGUAAUCAGCCCAUCUUCCAUCACCACAGCCAGCACGGUCACCACCAGCAGCACCUUCACAACCAUCACCACCACCAUCAUCACCAUAGCGUACCAGCAGGCCCACCGAUCUUACAAUCAGUCAGCACACCAGUAGUAGCGCCCGACGCCGCCAUACUGCUACCUCCGCACCGGCUGCUCGCCCCGGCGGACGGUCCGCCCACCGCACCGUACCUCAGCCGGCGGCUGUUCGUCGACCGGUACCUGAAGUCGGCCGGGUCCGGUGUGCCAUUCCUGUCCGAGCCACACCCGAUGGCGCUGGCCAGCAAUAGUAGUAGUAGCAGUGUUGCCAGUGAAGCUGCCAGCAGUUUACACUGAGUCGUUUGGGAGAUUCGCCCAACACACACACACACACACACUCACACACAGAAACACACUCAACCAGUGCAGUGCGUAAUGCAGUGUUUACUUAAAGCCAAGGUAAAGACUUGACACAUUUGUUGUAGGAAAGCGGGCUGUGUGCAGAAGAGCUGCUCAAUAAUCGGUAGAAGUUGCGGAACGCGGAACGCAGAAAAUGAGAGGAAGUAAGAGGAAGAACACAAAACUUAUUUGCAAGCGAAAACAUGACACAGCAAUGGAUAGAAUGGAAUGGAAUGCACUGCUAGGGGAAGGAUGCAAGUAAUGCGCCCUCGAAGGGACUCAAGUUAUUAUUUUUUCGAUAUUUUAAUGCUAGUUUUCUAUGAUAGAUUUUAUUAUUGCCCCUCUUAAAACAGCCCGUUACGCUCCUGUAACGUAUAACACACCCGUAAAGAUUAAUCUCCAAUACUUCUACUAUUAUUAUUAUCAUUAUUAUUAUUAUAUUUUGUGCUUGGGCGGUGCGCUAGCUUUCAGCGGAGGUGUCUGGUGACAGGAGAGUUCAGUAUCCGCCCAAAGUACCUGUGAAUAACGUGCCACAAUUCACUUACUCUUUUAAAACAAAUCGCUUAUUCGCCAGAAAGAGUAAAGGAUAGAGAGAAUGAAAAAUAUCCCUCGGUCUGACGUGAGCGUCGGGUAAGACGAUUAGUAUUAUUAUCAUUGCCCAAGAGGCAUCGCAGUUUAUUGUUCGUUUGAAUUUUGGUUCAUUUUUUAUCAACCUUUGUUUCUGUUUCUUUGUUUUUAUUGCGUUUAAAAAUGUAUCUCUCGCUCUAUCUUUCUCUCUUUCUCUUUGUCAAUCGCGCAAACACGAGACAGAAAUGAGGACACUUGAGUCCAAAUUGGUGGUGGUUAGCUGUUCUUAACUUUUCACUUGUUUAGUAUUUCCCGAAACCAAACAAAAGCAAACCGGAGCUGGGAUAUGAAGCCAAGCGUUUCGGCCCGUACUCAACCAGUGCUCGAAAACUGCUUGAAUUAAAAAGAAACAGUACCCAAAAUCGAGCUCUCUUCCGAAGCAGUGGCGGAUCAAAUCGAUUGGAGGUCUCCUGGUCCGCCGCACCGUUAGAUCCGCCGCCGCUUGCAAGCAGCAGUAGUAUCGCACUUUCCUCGCGUCUCCCUCCCUAAAGUCGUACUUAACGCAUCGCAAAUGAACUUUUUUUUCUCCCUUGGUUAAGAAUUGGGCCAUCUCGAAGCUCGGGGUGGGAACGCUUGGGUGUCCGAUCGGAACAUGCGCUCACUAACAGAGCGGACAGAAGACAGAGGAUGGGAAGUUUGCCAUACGGAAGUGCCACACGAAAUGCAUUUAUUAUUAUUAUUACUAUUAAUUUACGACUAUUUUACGAGGGAAACGAUUCAAAACUACUUCUUUAGCGUCAGCCUCGAACAAGAUGAGGGCACUGUAUAUUAAAAUUGUUUUUUUUUUAUACUACGAAUACAAUUAGUUAUAUAAUAUAUAUAUUUUUUUACAUUAUUUUCUGGAAAGAGAGGAAGCCAAUUGAUAGCUAAAGCUGUCGGGCAUUCGCAGAUUGUUUCUUCUCUCCAAUGUCUCCAAAAAGUUCUACUCCAUCUACUACUCACCUACUACUAAAGAAAGUGUACGGAGUAGGGUGAAAAGCGUACUCAACGCUAGAGACACACAGUACACCGGCGCCUUUAUUCUUAAUCCCGAAACAUUGUAUCUCAUUCCUAUUAAGUCUAGUGUAUCUAGAGACUAUUUUCCAAAAACACAAAAAAAACGAAACACUCACACACACAAGAAGAGCUCGUUCUUUCCCUUGGGGAAAAAAGCAACAACAAAAAGAACUCGACAAAAUGCACAGACGAGCCCGAGGAAAGGUGUAUUCAGUUACUUACUAUUCCCAUUCUACCUAGGUUAAAUUAGCCGGGCAUUCUCGGAAACACUUCACGGGCAAACCUACAAGCCUAGCUCUAAAUGUAUAAAGCGGUCAAAGGGACAUCGAUUCUGUCAACGCAUAGCCAUUAGGUUUAACGAUGUAGCUAUUAAAAAUUGUACCCGAUAUGUUCGAUGUGUCUACUAUUCGUCUUAGUUGCCUUAUUAUUAUUAUAGCCCCCUCCCCAUUGAGAGCUACCGUGCACCUUCCUUUACCUAUACCUAUAGGUUACGUUCCGCCCGUGCCAUCGCGCACACCACUCAAGGGCGCACUCAUACAGGCUAGGACCAAACCAAAUCUUUUACUGCACUCCUUCGUGUAAUUAUUGUUAGCCUCCUUUUGCUCCUCCCUUCCUCCCAAUCGGGGGUUUUGCAUGGCCUGAUAGUAAAUGUCGUCCAGUAUGGGGCCCAAGCUGGCCCCAAGACUCGGUAACACACAAUCGCUUAGUGAAGCCGCGCCUCUCCCAAUCCGGUUAUACCACUCCCACAAUUUUUGAAAAGUGAUAUUGACAGUUACUGAGCGCCUCUUUCGAAACGCUCCGUAAGCUAGCAACUGUGGCUUGACAUGUUGGUGCGUUCGUUUGUUUCGGUUUUUGUUUUUUUUUUGUUUUUUUUCUGUCUGUUUGGACCAGAAAGUGUUAACUUAGACAAUACACAGGCUAAAACAGUGGGAUUGUAAUACGGAAAGCAGUCACUAUUGUGCCACAGGAUUCCACAUCGUUCGUAAAAAAAAGUCAAACACACACACACACACAUAUGUUGAUAAAAAAAUAAGGAAGAAAGCAUACAAAAGCAUGUGUACACUAAACUUUAACCCAAAUUAUUGUAUCAAAGUUUCUGCAUUCUCAUCAUAAAAACACUAUAAAAUCUGCAUCAUUGGAGGUUGCCUACAACUACAACAACCCCAGCAACAAAAAGUAAUACACAAUUUAAGAAAAAACAACCAACACUUACUAAAGAUGACAAAAAAAAACAUUUACACACAAAGAAAACCAUCUAUUAGGCAUAACAUGGAGCAUGAACGAGCGAUGCUAAAGGAAUGGAACAGGAGAAAAAAAGAACAAAAAAAGCUUCAAUAAUAUCCCUACUUCACUGUUACACAUUUAUAUAAAUCAAAUAUUAUUAAAUGAAAACGAAAGCAAGAAAGAGAGAGAGAGAGAGAGAGAGAGAGAGAGAGAGAGAGAGAGAACCCCAGGAAAAUUACUGCGAACAUUUCUCUAAAGGGACUACUCCAAACACAAGCGAAUGGUUAAACAAACAAAUGGUAUUGGACUAUUUUCUCAACAUCUAUAUAGGGUGGUGGUGGUGGAAAAUCCCCUUUAAACAAAAAAGGCAGACUGUGUUGGUUUUUAGUUUCUUUUUAGCUAGAACGUUGUAAGACUUAAGCCCAAACAACGCAACGCAGUAGUGGGGCGGAUCAACAAUGGUGGGUUUUAAAAAUGCAUCACGAAGCGGCAAAGAGACAAAACACAUACACACUUUAUAGCAAGGUUUCAUGGUGGACUUAAAAACUAGAAAUGAGAUAACUACUAAAACAAAACUAAAACCUAAAAACUAAAAACACACAAAGAGGUAGCAAAAGGCGGAAGCGCUAGAGAAGGAUGUAACGGUAAAAAAGGGAAGGAGAAAACGAAAAGAAACAAAAAAUCACUAGACAAAAAAAAAACAAACAAACAAACAGGCAAGCAAACACAACGCUAGGGCAAAUGUAUAGGGCGGAGAGGCGUGAGAGGCCACGCAUGAAUUAGAAAAUAACAUAACUACUGCGCAGUAAACUAUAUCGAUAUCGACAAAUUAAAUUGGUUAAACGUCAGCUAUAUAAAUCGAAAGCUUUCUUCCUCGCUUCCUAUUCCCAAAAAAAAAACAGUUCUUUACGAAGAAGAAGAAAAAAAACAUAAUCCUUUGUAAAUCAAGCAAAACAGGCCAACAAAUUUAAGACGAACACGUGCCAAAACCAGCCAAAAAUACGAGCAACGAGAUUUUACUCCUUUUUCUUUUCCAUGCCUCCACACACACACACACACACAUACACCUAUGCCCGAGAUUUACAAAUCUCUCCGUUUGCUGGUCGCGGCUACCCUUUUGCUGUUUUGCUCAUUUGUUUUAUGGCCGCCCCUGGAGUCGAUCGAGAGAGCGGCGGGUGCAGUAACGAUGAGGAGAUACGUUGUUAGUAACACUUGUACAUACCAGUAAUAAAGACGUUGCACUUUCCAUGUUAAGGAACACCCCGAUCCCUUGUCUCUAUCCCUACCUCGGGACCGCCUUCCCAACCUUCCCCAUUAUCUGUUUUUCGGAAAACUGGUAAAUUGGAAUUCAACUUUUACAUCAAAAGCACAUAAAACAAACAAUCAAUAGGAAUGUUGCCAUUUGAGCAAAACAAAAACAGGCAAAAAAUGUAAAACACAGCCAGGCGGAUGAAAAAUAUAAUCCAUAGCACGUCCAAAUGGAAAAGGCGAUCAAAUAAGCUAAAACAAAAACAGCAGCAAACGCAUUGAGCAAGGAAUAGUAGCAAUGGGAAAAAGAGCUGGACAGUUUCUAGCAGAGAGUAUAGCAUCAAUUAAACCACGCGUUUGUGUUACAAUACAGCAGAGGAUGAGUUUUUUUUUAUAUCUAUAUACAAACACACACACACACACACACUGUAACCGUACACCACCAGAGAAGAAAACAAAGGGAAAGAGCAAGUGAAAAGAAAGCAAAACCAAACCGGCUAACAAAACUGUUGACAAGCGAAACAAACAUUCUAGUUGAAAGUGAAAACAAAGGCAAAUCUUAUUGAAUCGUGCAAAACAAAACAACAAACCAAACAAUCCCAAUACGAGAAACGUCGCCACACCGCGCCAGUGCAGCCAGAGGUUGAGCCAAAAGUUGAACCACUAAGUGCGGCACUAACAUUCUUUACUACUUCUCCUUUACCUUACUAAGUUGCAAGCGGAUGUGGACGAAGAGACAACGAAAAGCCAAAAUGCGAAGCCCCCCCCCUCGUUCAUGAGUGGUCUUUGUUGCAAACCAAAAAAAAAAGCAAAUCGUUUAUAUAUACAUAUUAUAUAUAUAUACAUAUACUAUACAUUAAUAUUAUAAUAACAAACGAACAAAAAGUGUCUUUAAUUGAAUUUACAUUAAUUGCAAACGCCUAUUAAUUAGUGAUUUAUGGAAAACCGGAAUAAUUUAGCUAUUGGAAUUCUUGUAAGAGGACAACAAAUUAUUGAAUCGUGCCAUUGAACAAAGAGAGAAAGAGACAGAGAGAUAAAAAAAAGUAAAAGAAAGAGAGAAAGAUAGCAAGAGAUAAAGAGCGAAAAUGUGUAGGACGCGUUAGUAUGUUGAAGUAAUGAAGCGGCUUAGUGUAAAUCGGAACGGAUCGUUAAGUAGCAAGCGCUCUAAUCUGUCUGUCUGUUUAUUUUUGUGAAUGGUACACGUGGUCGAUUGACCACCCCCAAAAUGUGCCCCUAUAGGCAGAAAAGGGUAAUGUAGUUAAGAAGUAACAGCGUUAAAAGUAACGCCGGAGACACACACUAAUAGCAGCAAAAGCAGAUGCCAAGCGCAUACGGGGCAACAUAACGAAACGGAACAGUAAGGAAUCGUGACUAUUGUUAAAUAUUUCUAUUGAAAACAGAACACUCACACACACACACACAUACACAUUCGUACGAAGGAAAAGAAAUGCCUGGAGGGGAGAAAAAAAAUUAAAGUAAAGAAAUAAUUAAAACAACGAACUAUGAAUGCUAAAUUAUACGUAUCGCAAAAGGGUGCGAUCCAUGCUUUCGAGAGUUAUUGCCAAAGUAAAACAAUAAUAAUAAUAAUAACAAGAAAGACACCCAUCCAAUCGAGCAAGGAACAACCAUAACUCCUUAUCCCCAGCCCCCCCCCCCCCCCCCCUUUAAAAAACAAUCCCAAGCACACAAACACACACACACACACCAGAACAUACAUAUGGAAAAAAACAGACACAAGCAAAAAGCACACAAUUAAUCAUUCCAAACAAGACAACCUAAGGAAGGAAGGAAACGAAAAGGAGAAAAGUAGAUAUAGCUAAAAGAAGAAAAUGAAGAGAUAAAAAUGGCGAAAUACCGAAAAGUAUAUAUAUAUAUACAUACUUAUAUAUACAAAAUAUAUAUACAACGGGAAGCAGAAGUAAACAGGCAAACAAACAAACGGAAAAACGCCCACACCCAUACACACACAGUCACACAUAAGAUAUUACCAGCGCAGUCAGCUCUCGUACACAUGUGUUAUAUUUACUGAUUUGACUUGUUACAUCCUCAGUUAGAGAAGAAAACAAAAUAAAUAAGAAAAGAAUCGUGGAAAAAGAGAAAGAGAAAAUGAAGCAAAAAAACGAUAAAGAAUGCGAAUGAGGUAGACCCAGUAGUAGCACAGGAGCGGACAGGCGAGAAGCGUAAACAUAACACAGCAAACACAACCAAAUGUGGAAACCAAACGACCAGAGAUUUUUUCUAUGCUAUUCGUUAGAAAAAUACACAGAAGUACCAAGUCAGACAAUAAAAAUGAAAACAAAACUUACCAAUAUAAGUUAAAAUCUAAAAUUAAAUAACAUCCC
This is a messenger RNA of Anopheles gambiae (African malaria mosquito), 12920 nucleotides long. It is a transcript of the gene zfh1, whose product is annotated as zinc finger protein 1. Gene Ontology annotation, molecular function: DNA-binding transcription factor activity, RNA polymerase II-specific; RNA polymerase II cis-regulatory region sequence-specific DNA binding. Lineage: Eukaryota; Metazoa; Arthropoda; Insecta; Diptera; Culicidae. The transcript is spliced from 6 exons. The record is from RefSeq and is a predicted model, not a curated record. Bases 1684 to 5772 code for a protein of 1362 amino acids. Gene Ontology annotation, biological process: anatomical structure development; regulation of transcription by RNA polymerase II.